UUUAAGUGAGGCCACGUUUUGUAGCCUCUUCUUCACAACUUUUUUCCUUCUUUCCUCCUCCUCAACGCUUCUAGGGUUUUAGCUUUUGCUUCUCUCUCUAGACCUUUCUCUCUCUUCUCCUCCCAAAUAAUGAGCAACGACAAGGAAAGCUUCUCCAUGUCCGAUAUCGGCGCUGCUUUGAACGAAGAGGAUUGAGCAGACCUUGUGAACGCUCUCAAGAACAAGAUUCAGAGUUUGGCUGGGCAGCACUCUGAUAUUUUGGAGAGCUUGUCGCCGCAUGUCAGAAAGCGGGUCGAGGUUCUUAGGGACAUCCAGGAGCAGAAGCCGAGAGUAAUUGUACCCGCAAGAGCCAAUUAGAACGCCUGCAACAUAAAACCCAGAACCCUAACUGGUAAUCUUGAGUCGUCUUCUUCAUCGUUUUACUGCGGAAAACUGAGUUGGGGCUCAGCAAAAAUGGUGGUGAGGAUCCGAUUGGCCAGGUUCGGAUGCAAUAACAAGCCCUUCUAUCGAGUCAUGGCCGCCGAUAGCCGCUCUCCGAGAGACGGCAAGCACCUCGAGGUCCUAGGCUACUACAAUCCCUUGCCAGGCCAAGAUGGUGGUAAACGAAUGGGUCUAAACUUCGAAAGAGUGAAGUAUUGGCUGUCUGUUGGUGCUCAGCCUUCAGAGCCUGUGCAGCGCCUUCUUUUCAGAGCAGGGUUAUUACCCCCGCCACCCAUGGUGGCAAUGGGACGUAAAGGAGGGCUGCGCGACACACGUCCUGUGGAUCCUUUGUCUGGGCGCAUCUUGACUCCGAAUGUUCCAGCUGACCCUGAUCAAGAAAAUAAAUCCGAAAGGCAAUGAAAAUGAUGGUCAAGACAGUGCACUUACAUCAUGAACUCUCCAUUAGAGUUUCAAUGAUAGUUUUUUUAAUCUUGUAGGAGUACCUCUUAUAUUGGACAACAAAACAAGCGAAUUCAUCUUGCUGAAAUAUGAAAAAUAAGUGGGAUUCACUAAA
This is a messenger RNA of Morus notabilis, 994 nucleotides long. RefSeq names its product 30S ribosomal protein S16-2, chloroplastic/mitochondrial. NCBI's taxonomy places the organism in Eukaryota, Viridiplantae, Streptophyta, Magnoliopsida, Rosales, Moraceae. Gene Ontology annotation, molecular function: structural constituent of ribosome. The transcript is spliced from 6 exons. Gene Ontology annotation, cellular component: small ribosomal subunit; ribosome. The record is from RefSeq and is a predicted model, not a curated record. Bases 454 to 840 code for a protein of 128 amino acids. Gene Ontology annotation, biological process: mitochondrial translation.